CUACCAUCAUUUUUCUUUUUCUCAUUAAUAUUUCCUCCAUCAUGACUUCAAUUUGGCUAGUAGCUCUUGCAUUAGUUGCAAUAAUAUUCCUUGUGAAAGAAUUCAUGAAGAGAAAAAAACUUCCUCCUGGUCCAAUAGGGCUUCCACUUCUUGGAAAUCUUCAUAUGUUUGGUGAAAAUCUUCACCAAGAUCUUUAUAAAAUAGCCAAGAAAUAUGGUCCAAUAAUGACCAUAUAUUUUGGUCUUGUUCCUACUAUUAUUGCUUCCUCUCCUCAUGCAGCACAACAAUUCUUAAAACACCAUGACCAAAUUUUUGCUAGUAGACCAUACCAUGCAGCAUGUUAUUACAUUUUUUAUAAACAAAGAAAUUUGAUCAUGGGAAAGUACGGACCUUAUUGGAGACAUAUGCGUAAAUUAUGCACUCAACAAUUGUUAAGCAAUGUCAAGAUCAAUUCAUUUCAAUCUAUGAGGAAACAAGAGCUUCAAAUUCUUGUGAAUUUCCUCGAAAAAGCAGCUUCAAAUCGCGAUGUGGUUGAUCUUAGCGCUAAACUUGCAUCUCUUAGCGCUAACAUGGCUUGUCUUAUGGUAAUUGGAAAGAAAUAUAACAAUGUAGAUGGGGAUUUCAAAGAUAUGGUCAAAGAGACGUCGCGUAUGGCAGCAACGCCAAAUCUUGCUGAAUUAUUUCCCUUUCUUCGUUUUAUUGAUUUCCAGGGAUCGAUUCAUCGUAUGAAACAAAUAGCUAAGAGUUGUGAUGAAUUCUUGGAGAAUGUUAUUGAUGAACAUGCUCGACAAUAUUCGAGUGACCAGUCGAAAACUAGUACGGAUAUGGUUGAUACAUUGAUGGAAAUUAUGCAAUCUGGAGAAGCUGAAUUCGAGUUUGAUCGCAGGCAUGUCAAAGCUAUUUUGUUGGACUUGUUGGUAGCUUCAAUGGAUACUUCAUCAACAUCAAUUGAAUGGAUUUUAUCAGAACUUUUCAGACAUCCUAAUGUAAUGAAGAAACUUCAAAGUGAGUUGGAUUAUGUAGUUGGCCAAAAGGGGAUUGUAGAAGAAAAAGACCUAGAAAACCUAGAUUACUUAAACAUGGUCAUAAAAGAAGGAUUUAGGCUCCAUCCAGUUGCACCCUUAUUACUUCCACAUGAGUCAAUUGAAGAUUGCACACUUGAUGGAUUUCACAUACCUAAAGGAUCUCGAGUUUUGGUUAAUGUUUGGGCAAUCCGAAGAGAUCCAGAUGUUUGGCAUGAGCCUAAAAAGUUCAUACCAGAGUGGUUUGUUGAAAGUACUAUUGAUGUUCGAGGACAAAAUUUUCAACUUUUACCAUUUGGUUUUGGCAGAAGAAGUUGUCUUGGUUUACAGUUAGGGCUUACCAUUGUUCGUUUGGUGGUAGCUCAAUUAGUUCACUCCUUCGAUUGGGAGUUUCCAAAUGGUAUGAUGUCAAAUGAUAUUAACAUGACUGAGAAAUUUGGUUUGGUAACAGCUAGAGCUCUAUCUCUAAUGGCUAUUCCUAUUUAUCGAUUGCAUAAUAAGUAAAUGCACAUGUGAAAAUAAGUCAAAUAGUCACACUAUCUCUAAUGGCUAUUCCUAUUUAUCGAGUAAAAUGAA
Molecule: messenger RNA, 1598 nt
Organism: Solanum stenotomum
Lineage: Eukaryota; Viridiplantae; Streptophyta; Magnoliopsida; Solanales; Solanaceae
Product: cytochrome P450 71AU50-like
Exons: 2
Coding region: 42-1526 (494 amino acids)
Molecular function (GO): monooxygenase activity; heme binding; iron ion binding
Source: RefSeq, a predicted model, not a curated record